This is a messenger RNA of Funneliformis mosseae, 1173 nucleotides long. The record is from the annotation of a GenBank genome assembly. Lineage: Eukaryota; Fungi; Glomeromycota; Glomeromycetes; Glomerales; Glomeraceae.
AUGGAUAUUGACGAGCCCCAAGUUAAUAAACCCCAAAGAAUCGAAAACGAGGGGGAUUCGGUGGAACUUUUACGCGUUUUUUAUCAACGACUUUUUCCAUUUAAAAUUUAUUGCUACUGGUUAAAUUAUGGCAUUGAUGUUGGUAAAUUGUUCCAAAAUCGCGAAUUCAAUUUUGUUAACAACAAUGAUGCUUAUAUACGAUACCUAUCGUUCGAUACCAUUGAAGAAUUCAAAAAUGAAGUUCUAAGAGUGUAUCCAAAGAAAAUUGAUAUUGGAGCGGUUUUCUCAGCUAAACCCAAAGAAAAGAAAUCAUUGAAACUUUCAGCAUUAAAACCUGUUGAGAAAGAAUUGCUCUUUGAUAUUGAUAUGAACGAUUACGACGAAUUUCGUACUUGUUGCAGUGGCGCUGUCAUUUGUGAGAAAUGCUGGCAGUUAAUAACGGUUGCCAUUAAAAUAUUAGACGCAGCUUUAAGAGAGGACUUUGGUUUUAAGCACUUACUCUGGGUAUAUUCUGGUCGUCGUGGAGUUCAUUGUUGGGUUUGUGAUGAACGGGCACGUAAUUUGAGUGACGAUGAAAGAAAGUCAAUAGCUUCAUAUUUAGGAGUUAUUAAGGGAGGCGCUCAGAAAAACAAAAAAGUUUAUCUACCUAAACAUCAUCAACUUCAUCCUUCAUUAAGUCGCGCUUUUAAUAUCAUUGAGGAAUAUUUUGAGCAGGUUAUUUUAAGGGAUCAAGAAGUAUUGAAAGAUGAACAAGAAUGGUCAAAAGUUCUAGACUGUAUUCCCGACAUUGAUGUAAGGCAAAGGUUGAAUGACAAUUGGAGAAAAAAUCCUUGUAGACAUUCGAUUCAAAAGUGGGACGAUCUGAUAAAUGCAUUAGGGAAUCAAAAGAAAGGCGAUAUAGUUAAAAAGGAAAUUAUGUUUCAAUACUUAUACCCGAGACUUGAUGAAGCAGUUUCAACAAAAAUGAUUCAUUUGUUGAAAAGUCCGUUUUGUGUACAUCCAAGCACUGGGCAAGUAUGUGUACCGAUAAUACCAGAAGAAUGUGAAAAUUUUAAUCCUAUGAGAGUUCCUACGAUCUAUUCACUCUAUAAUGAAAUUGAUGAUUACAAUAAAAAUAACGUGAAUAAAGAUAGAGAAAGAAACUUACACGACGUCCCUAAAACCAUAUAUUAA